Messenger RNA from Colletotrichum paranaense, 333 nucleotides. RefSeq lists its product as uncharacterized. NCBI's taxonomy places the organism in Eukaryota, Fungi, Ascomycota, Sordariomycetes, Glomerellales, Glomerellaceae. The record is from RefSeq and is a predicted model, not a curated record. The transcript has 2 exons. The coding region runs from base 1 to 333 and encodes 110 amino acids.
AUGUACAAUGCAUGUCUUUACAUGUCAGCAUCUGCAGGAACAUGCAACGCCCAGUUGGAAGAACAUGAGCCAGCUGUUGUUCCUCAGUCUCGUGGACGGAAUCACAAAGAAGACGGAGCAUCGGACGACCUCAUUGGGCAGAAUACCCUAAAAACUGCCAUCCAAAAUUCUCUCCCUCUGUCAGAGCUCGGGACACCCACCACUACUGUACAAAGCACUCCGUCCACAGCACCAGCGAGAUGCCGUGCCGCCGCUUGGCUUCAAUGGAAGAGCCCAGAGCAGCAUGGACCCCCCCCCCCCCAGAAGCACGGGAACGCUUUGCAUACCGCGUAG